Loxodonta africana (African savanna elephant) is the source of this 15360-nucleotide messenger RNA. It is a transcript of the gene ATP8A1, whose product is annotated as ATPase phospholipid transporting 8A1. Bases 158 to 3238 code for a protein of 1026 amino acids. The record is from RefSeq and is a predicted model, not a curated record. Gene Ontology annotation, molecular function: magnesium ion binding; ATP binding; ATPase-coupled intramembrane lipid carrier activity. The transcript is spliced from 33 exons. Lineage: Eukaryota; Metazoa; Chordata; Mammalia; Proboscidea; Elephantidae. Gene Ontology annotation, cellular component: plasma membrane. Gene Ontology annotation, biological process: phospholipid translocation.
GGCCGCGCCCGGCGGCGGCGCUGCCCUGGGUGGGCGGUGGGGCCAGCGCUCUGUCUGAGCGAUCUGCUCGGCGAAGCCAGGUCUCCCGCCCGUGCGGCGCCGCGACAGGUGCCGAGUCCAGCAGGCUGAGGACCCACCUGCGGCUACCGCCGCUGCAAUGCCCACCAUGCGGAGGACAGUGUCCGAGAUCCGCUCCCGCGCCGAGGGCUACGAGAAGACUGAUGACGUUUCAGAGAAGACUUCACUAGCUGACCAGGAGGAAGUGAGGACUAUAUUCAUCAACCAGCCCCAGCUGACAAAAUUCUGCAAUAACCAUGUCAGCACUGCAAAAUACAACAUCAUCACAUUCCUUCCACGGUUUCUCUACUCUCAGUUCAGAAGAGCUGCUAAUGCUUUUUUUCUCUUUAUUGCGCUGCUUCAGCAAAUACCUGAUGUAUCACCUACAGGUCGUUAUACAACCCUGGUUCCUCUCUUAUUUAUUUUAGCUGUGGCAGCUGUCAAAGAGAUAAUAGAAGAUAUUAAACGACAUAAAGCUGAUAAUGCAGUGAACAGGAAACAGACACAAGUUUUGAGAAAUGGUGCUUGGGAAAUUGUUCACUGGGAAAAGGUAAAUGUUGGAGAUAUAGUUAUAAUAAAAGGCAAAGAGUAUAUACCUGCUGACACUGUACUUCUCUCAUCAAGUGAGCCCCAGGCCAUGUGUUACAUUGAAACAUCCAACUUAGAUGGAGAAACAAACCUGAAAAUUAGACAGGGCUUACCGGCAACGUCAGAUAUAAAAGACAUUGACAGUUUGAUGAGAAUUUCUGGCAGAAUCGAGUGUGAAAGUCCAAACAGACAUCUCUACGAUUUUGUUGGAAACAUAAGGCUUGAUGGACAUGGCACGGUUCCCCUGGGAGCAGAUCAGCUUCUCCUGCGAGGGGCUCAGCUGAGGAAUACGCAGUGGGUCCAUGGAAUAGUUGUCUACACUGGACACGACACCAAGCUGAUGCAGAAUUCAACAAGUCCACCACUUAAGCUCUCAAAUGUGGAACGGAUUACAAAUGUACAGAUUUUGAUUUUAUUUUGUAUCUUAAUUGCCAUGUCUCUUAUCUGUUCUGUGGGCUCAGCCAUUUGGAAUCGAAGGCAUUCUGGGAAGGACUGGUAUCUCAAUCUAAACUAUGGUGGCGCUAAUAAUUUUGGAUUGAAUUUCUUGACCUUCAUCAUCCUUUUCAACAAUCUCAUUCCUAUCAGCUUGUUGGUUACAUUAGAAGUGGUGAAGUUUACCCAGGCAUACUUCAUAAAUUGGGAUCUCGACAUGCACUAUGAACCCACAGACACUGCUGCUAUGGCUCGGACAUCUAAUCUGAAUGAGGAACUUGGCCAGGUUAAAUACAUCUUUUCUGACAAAACUGGCACCCUGACCUGCAACGUAAUGCAGUUUAAGAAAUGCACCAUUGCAGGAGUUGCUUAUGGGCAGAGCUCACAGUUUGGAGAUGAAAAAACAUUUAGUGAUUCUUCAUUGCUGGAAAACCUCCAGAAUAAUCAUCCAACUGCACCUAUAAUAUGUGAAUUUCUUACAAUGAUGGCAAUCUGUCACACAGCAGUGCCAGAGCGAGAAGGAGAUAAGAUUAUUUAUCAAGCAGCAUCUCCAGAUGAAGGAGCAUUGGUCAGAGCUGCCAAGCAAUUGAAUUUCGUUUUCACUGGAAGAACACCGGACUCAGUGAUUAUAGAUUCACUGGGGCAAGAAGAAAGAUAUGAAUUACUCAAUGUCCUGGAGUUCACCAGCGCUAGAAAAAGAAUGUCAGUGAUUGUUCGCACUCCAUCCGGAAAGUUACGACUUUACUGCAAAGGAGCUGACACUGUAAUUUAUGAUCGACUGGCUGAGACUUCAAAAUACAAAGAAAUUACCCUAAAACAUUUAGAGCAGUUUGCUACAGAAGGACUGAGAACUUUAUGUUUUGCUGUGGCUGAGAUUUCAGAGAGCGACUUUCAGGAAUGGCGAGCUGUCUAUCAGCGUGCAUCAACUUCUGUACAGAACAGGCUGCUCAAACUGGAAGAGAGUUAUGAGUUAAUUGAAAAGAAUCUUCAGCUACUUGGAGCUACGGCCAUUGAGGAUAAAUUACAAGAUCAAGUGCCUGAAACCAUAGAAACUCUAAUGAAAGCAGACAUCAAAAUCUGGAUCCUUACAGGAGACAAGCAAGAAACUGCCAUUAAUAUUGGACAUUCCUGUAAACUUUUGAAGAAGAACAUGGGAAUGAUUGUUAUAAAUGAAGGCUCUCUUGAUGGGACAAGGGAAACUCUCAGUCAUCACUGCACCACCCUUGGUGAUGCUCUUCGGAAAGAGAAUGAUUUUGCUCUUAUAAUUGAUGGGAAAACUCUCAAGUAUGCCUUAACCUUUGGAGUACGACAGUAUUUCCUGGACUUAGCUUUGUCAUGCAAAGCUGUCAUUUGCUGCAGGGUUUCUCCUCUUCAAAAAUCUGAAGUUGUUGAGAUGGUUAAGAAACAAGUCAAAGUCAUAACGCUGGCUAUUGGCGAUGGAGCAAAUGACGUCAGCAUGAUCCAGACAGCGCAUGUUGGUGUAGGUAUAAGUGGCAACGAAGGCCUCCAGGCAGCUAAUUCUUCUGAUUACUCCAUAGCUCAGUUCAAAUAUCUGAAGAAUUUAUUGAUGGUCCAUGGUGCCUGGAACUACAACAGAGUUUCCAAGUGCAUCUUAUACUGCUUCUACAAGAAUAUUGUCCUCUAUAUUAUCGAGAUCUGGUUCGCCUUUGUUAAUGGCUUUUCUGGACAGAUUCUCUUUGAAAGAUGGUGUAUAGGUCUUUAUAAUGUGAUGUUUACAGCUAUGCCUCCCUUAACUCUUGGAAUAUUUGAGAGAUCAUGCAGAAAAGAGAAUAUGUUGAAGUAUCCUGAAUUAUACAAAACAUCUCAGAAUGCACUGGACUUCAAUACCAAGGUUUUCUGGGUUCAUUGUUUAAAUGGCCUCUUCCACUCAGUUAUUCUGUUUUGGUUUCCACUAAAAGCCCUUCAGUAUGGUACUGCCUUUGGAAACGGGAAAACCUCUGAUUAUCUGCUGCUGGGGAACUUUGUUUACACUUUUGUGGUGAUAACUGUGUGUUUGAAAGCUGGAUUGGAGACGUCAUAUUGGACAUGGUUCAGCCACAUAGCAAUAUGGGGCAGCAUUGCACUCUGGGUGGUGUUUUUUGGAAUCUACUCAUCUCUGUGGCCUGCUAUCCCCAUGGCCCCUGAUAUGUCCGGAGAGUGACUGUACGUCUCUUUCCAUAAUAAUGACUCAGAUGAUAAUGAUGAACACGCAUCCCAGCACCACACAUUGUGAAAAUAGUCAACUGUUAAAAAGAAAUUACGACAUCAGGAGAGGAAAAAAAAGCGGAUUAUGUAGAAGUAAACAAUUGGAAGAUGCAACACUGAGAAGUUAUUUAGGAAAGGAAAAUAAAACAGUGUGACAAGCUUGGCUGUGACUUUAAAUACGUCGCUGUAUUCCUCUCCUCUCACAAAUAUGGUUGUGAUUUAAGAGGAGAACUUUUUUCUUUUCAGACCUGACUUGUAUUUUUUCACACCAGUACAACAAUUUAUGGGGCAAGGUAGGCCCUGGGGGAAAGUGCUAUGUUAUAUAAACAUAUGCUAGCCUGCUUUUCCAACUUGUCUAAAUGAUGUUACUGGGUAUGUUUUUGAAUUUCCAGAAGGAACUAUUUUGGCCAACUUGAUUAGUAAGCCAGGUUAAAAAAUAAAAAGCUACAUCAAGGAUCAUUUCAUAUCAGUAUUAACACCAGAAGCUUAGUAUCAGCAAAACUUGUGGAUUGAUUACGGCAUUGCAGACACGUACCGGAAAGUCCUCCCGAGCUCCAUCUGUUUCUGCUCUCCCUGGCCUAAGGGAUCUAUAAAACUACUGAAGGAAAUUGAAGUUAAGGAACAAGCAUGUGUUUUACAGAAUUUCAGAUCUCUUGAUUGAGGUUUGUAGAAUCGCUCUGAAAAACAAUAAAAAUCUUUGUUGAACUGUUCAGUGUCACUCCUGUAGGAAAGGUAUUAAUAAAUGACAUUAGUGAUAUGAUUUUCCUAAAUUGGGCUGUUGCCUGUUUUAUCCAACAUAGUAAAUUACUUUUCGUAUGAGGAAUUUCCUGGUUAAAAGAGUCCUUAUUCAUCUAUCAGCUUUUAACUACCUAAAAAUCCAUUGCUGUCAAGUCGAUUCCGAUUCAUAGCGGCCCUAUGAACGUGUAAUAAUUUAUUGGUCAUCAGACUAGCCCUUGCUGAUGGGGAAGGGCAGUGUUAUGAUAUGAGGGAGUUUCACCCAAGGUUACCCUGUUUAGCCAAGCAGCCUGGAGGAAACAACCAUCCUAAACCCUGUCAGAUGUUCUUCAAUGAGCCAGCGGUUGUGAGCCUACCUUGGAAAACAUGUUAUUGAUCCCAGUCCUCAUGCCCCUGACAGUAAAUGAGACAGGCAGACCUUCCCAGUUCCUAAGGCAACUGACUGCAUAGGCACUUCUGAGCCCAUUUUGUAAAGAGACGCCUUACAGAAAUGCUGAGAAGGAAAGGGAGACAUAGAUACCACAAAUGCAAUCAUGAACUGGGACAUAUGCACACCCUGAAAAGUUAGAGCUCUCUUUAGAGUCAUUACAAGAGCUGGCAUUGCUUUUUAUAGGCCCAGCAUCUUUUCCUACAAUAUUGAGCAAAUAUAUAUUGAGUGUUUAAUGUGUGCCAUAAGGAGACUUGAUGGCGCAAUGUUUAAGCACUCAGCUGCUAACCAAAAGGUCAGUGGUUCAAACCCACCAGUGGUCUGUGGAAGAAAAGACCUGGCAAUCUGCCCCAAUACAGAUUACAGCCUAGGAAACCCUCUGGGGCAGUUCUGCUUUGUCAUAUAGGGUCACUAUGAGUCAUAAUUAACAACAUGUGCCAGGCUCUGUGUUCAGCCUUGAGGAUGCAGAGAUGAAUGAGAUUUGUCCUUGCCCUUAAAGAUCUCAUUGUUGAUGAUGGGAUAUUGAUGUUGUAGAUGUAAGAAGUGCUGUGUGAACCCAACAUGUUAUAGCAGUGCUGAAUGAAGCCUGCUCUUGAUAUGUUAUGCCAGUGACCAGUUGCCACUGAGUUGAUGCUGACUCAUGGCCACCCCAUGUGUGUCGGAGUAGAACUGUACUCCACAGGGUUUUCAGCGGCUGAUUUUUUGGAAGUAGAUCGCCAGACCUUUCUUCUGAGACACCUGUAGGUGGACUCGAACCACCAGCCAGGUACCCCUUAGCUUUAGUUUUUCUUCUCCAGAGUCAUUCAUUCUUGCAUUCCUUCAUUCCAUAAAUGUAUGUCAAGUACUUCAUUGGUACCAGGCACUAUUCUUAGGCACCAGAUUAGUUAGGCAGGAUCCCACUGGCAUUCAGGUUGGGAGGGGCAGGGAAUGGAAGGGAGAAGCAGUCACUAAAUCACUUAGCAAAUCAGUUAACAAAGACUAAAUGAAAAAGAGCUGAAGAUAAUUUCAUAAAGUGCUAAGUGAUAGGAAGAAAAUAAGGUGGUAUGAUAGGGAGCAGACUGUAAUGGGUGCUCCAGGAAGGUCUCUAUGAAGAAAGGACAAUUAAGCUGAAACACAAAUGAGGUGUGGGCAUCUGUCAUGUGAAGAAGAGUGUUUCAGGCAGAAGGAAGAGCAUGUGCUGAUGCUCUGAGAUAGGUAUGAGCCCGAACAGUUCAAGGAACAAAUGGCCAGUGUGUUUAGAACAGAGUGGGUGGGAAACAGUGCUGAGGUGGGUCAGCAGGAAGGGAGAGGGCCCACCAAUCUAGGUUAGGAGACCAAUCAUCUCGUACUUGAGUUUUCAUGCCAGGGAUUCUGUCAGAAAUGCUCAUAAAAGAAAUCACGAAUGUCAUUCUGCCAUCUGCUUCAAUAAACCUCAUAAUUGGAAGCAAUUCUUGUAUUCCAUGAUAUAGUAAAGAGAUUAUCAGUGAGUGGUCAAAAACUGCUUUGUUCCAAAUUACCACUAGGCUCCCUAGCAUGUACACUCCAAGGCAAGUUAUUUCAUGGCAAAUUUUUGGAUAUAUUUUUUAAAAUGGUAACUGUAGAUUAAAAAGACAAACGUGUCUCAUGUGAAAGAUGGGAAGAGGUAGCAGUCUAGGACUGGUGUGGCAACUGCACAGUCAUCAAGGACCAACCUCAGUGUACUUCUUCAUAGUCCAAAAUGGCUGCUUAAGCUUUAGCUAUUCUACCAACAUCCCAGCCAGCAAGGAAGGGAAGAAUAAGAAUUAGCCUUUUCUCUUAUAAGGCUCUUUCCCAGACAUUGCCCACUAUAUUUCCACUUAGAUCUCAUUGACCAUCAUCUAGCUGCCCCAAGAGAGUCAGAGGAACAUAGUUUUUGUGCUGGGGGACAAAGUACCUGGACAAGAAACACAGUAAUUACAACUAAGGAAGAAGAAGAGAAGAGAUCUAUUGGGAGGCAACUAGAAAUCUCAGCCAUGGGUGUCAAUAAUUAUUUCUUCAUUGAUUCAGGCAAACAUUGUUGAACUAUACCUGCUAUGCCUGUCCUUUUUUUAAAAUGAAUAAUCUUGUGUUUUGUUAAGAAUUUUAAAAUCUAAACAUUUCAGAGAGGACUACCUAAGGAUGCCUUUCCACACUUCCAACUUAAACUCAACCAUACACCCCACCAGGAGAUGUAACUUGACAGCACACUAAGUGAUUUCUAGAAAUGUUAUCAGUGUACAUAACUUUAAAAUUACUACAGAAUACAUACAUUACAAAAGCCACAUAUGAGCUUUGAUAAUGUCUUUCUACAGCUAAGAUUUUUUUGAAGUUUUGAGUUCUUUUAAUAAUUUCCGACAAUCUUUAAAUAUAGGUCAUUCUGUUUUACAGAUUGAUUUCCUAGUCAUCAAACAAUUGAUGCUUUAUGAAAUGAAUUUUUAAAAAGAUGAAAUAUAGAACCAUCACAAAUUUAUAAAAACUCUGCAAGAAUGAUGUAAUAAGUAAAAAAAUUGAGCCCUGAGAUAAUUUAACCUAUUUAUACAACAUAUCCAGUAACAUCAUAACAUUUUAAAAUUAUAUUUGUCAUAAUAAAAAAUAUUUUGUUACUAAUUCUGCCCUCAUUUUUCUUUUUUUUUUUUAAAUAGUGCAGUAAAGGAGAUUAAAAUAAAACAAGACAAAACAAAUUCUGUCCUUAAUUAUUUUUAUUAUUCUGGGAGCUACAUUGUUAGAAAAUAAAGUUUCAAAACCACCCAUUCUCUAGUGCCCUUGAUUCCUUUUUAGAAACACCAUUUCCAGGGUUUAGCUCUCAGUUUAUAUUGAUACAUAGUCAAAUUUUACCUUAUUUUGUUAAAAAAAAAAACUAACUUCUGAGGGAUCCAGGCCACAGCUUAUUCUUCCUACUUUUCUUCUGAACACUUUCUAGUCGUUUCCUUUUCUCAUUACCCUUUUUGCCAGAAGGUGGGGAUGCAGAGGUGGUUUCUUACGUGGUACACCUAGAUUGAAAAUUUGGUUCUAAGAACCCACUGGCUUGUUAUAAUGGGGUGAUUGCCCCUUCUGCAACCCCUCAUCGCCCCUAGAAAGGUUCAAGGGAAAAAAGUGAAUACAUACGGAGAACUAGUAUCUAAUUUGCAUAUUUUCUAAGAUUUUCUUUGUUUGGGACAAUUUGCAUAUUUUCUAAGAUUUUGGGUUGUUUGUUUGGGAUAAUCCAAGCCAGGGGUUUUCUUUGUUUCUGAGUAAUCAAGAGCUGCUGGAAAUAAUUGCAAACAUAUUGGGGUUUAUUUAAAACACCCUUCUCCUUCCUUAUUUUCUGGGUGUUCUGCCCUGUCUAUUUUUAUGUAGAAAAUAAUAAUUCAUCCUGUAUAAGAACCUAGUUUGGCCAAAAUUUAUGGAGUGCCUAUGUGUAAGGGCUAUACUGGGUAUCAGUGGAUCAAAAGUUGAAGAAGAAAAAAAAGGAGGGUCUGUGCUAAGAACCUGGAAUCUCAUGGAGUAAACAGGUAAAUGAACAGAUAAAGAGAAUGUAAGACGCUAAUCGUUACAAUUGGGAUGCACAGGGUGCUAACAGAGGAGAAGACAUUUGACCCUCAAGCAGCAGUUUGGAAAGGUGUCUUGGUGCUGCUAUAACCAGGCUGUCCAGGAAGGCCACUGUGAGAAGCACUUUCCAGGUAGAGAACGCCCAAGCAAAGGAGUCUGGUAUUGCUACGGUAGGAGGCAGAGAAUGGUUGGAAACAGACAGGAAAUUUAAGCAGAGACCAGGUCACAGAAAAAGUUACAUGGAUGUCACAACUGUUAUUACUUUAAGCCAUGACAGGUGGCUUUUCAUUAUGGGAUACAGAGUGGGCCAGAGAGUACCUGAAGCCGUAGAAUAAAGAUUUGGGUCAGGGAUAGUGAUAAAUUAGUAGGACAUAAAAAACAUUUUUAUGUUUGUAUAUUUUAUAUAAAUAUUUUAGUAUUUUUAUAUAUCACUGUAAUUGAAAAUCACAAGAAUUCUUUUCCACUACAGUAAGAGACAUCAAAGACAUUUCUCAACCAUAAGCACCAGGACAUAGAACUUGGCAUUUGCAUUUGUCUGUCCUGAGGUUUUAUAACAGGGCAGUCGUGAGCCAGUCUACUAAAGAUACGUGGUCCCUGAAGGAUUCCAGCAGGAAUUCACAUCUUCAAGCCACCGUUCACAUGAGCUUAGAUUUGUCUCUAAUUAAAGUACAAAGUGGCAAGUUCACGACUUAGUGCCUGACCCAGUGAUGCUUAUGGACCACCAGGUUUAACCUCAUGCCCAGGCACCAUAAUAAACUGAGACGGAAAGGCUUAUGCCUUGGGAAGAGGGACGGACUACCUAGAGAGCUUUCCAGUGUCACAUUAUGGUAUUUCACGGGCCUUGAGCACAAAAACACUUUCAGAACUGUUUACAAGUUUAAAUUCAAAUAACAGAAUAUUGCCAGGGCAGCAUUGCUGGUGUCCUCAAUCAGGGAGCUUAGUGGUGAAGUGGCUACACCAGGAGCUCCAAGGUAGAGAGUCUGGUGCUGGAGUAGCACAGCCACGCCCCUACUCAGGGACCCUAGCGGUGAGGCAGUGACAGCUGGCACCCCUAAGCAGAGAGACCCUUGGUGAAGUGGCCAUAGCAGGUGCACCAAGGCAGAGAGUCUUGGGUCAGAAGGUGGGAAGUGGGAAAUCCCUAGAGGGCUGAGCAAAGGAGUCACGUUCUGACUCUUUGUGAAUAAUUGCACUGACUGUUCUGUUGAGAAUAGACUGUAGAGGGAACGGGAAAAUGCAAGGAGACCAUGCAGAAGGCUGUUGUUGUAAUCCAGGCAAGAGAUGGCAGGGGCUUGGGCCAGGUGGAGUGGGUGUGAAGUGGGUGCAUUCUGGAUAUAUUUUUGAGGUAGAACAGAUAGGAUUUGCCAGUGGACUGGACAUGCAGAAUGAGAGAAAAGGGAGAAGCAUGGAUGACUACUAAGCUUUUGGCCUGAGCAGCUGGAAGGAUAAAGUUCGUAUUUGCUGAUAUGGGAAAGACUGGGAUUUUACGUUCUGCUUCUUUUUACUUAGCAUAGAAAAAAAGUAUUCAUCCUGUAUAGUUAAUAAGAGUCUUCAUUAAUACUCGUACUAGGCGCCCCGCCUCUUCCUGCCCACUCUACUCCUCCUCCGUCCUCCCUUCCCCCCUCCAAAAAAAGAAAUCUAUCAUUACUUCCAGGUGUCAUUUUUUCCCUGUAGAUUCACUGAAAUAUUUCUGUUGAUUCAAAUUGGAAAAAAAAAAAAAUUUAUAGCUUAACAUAUUUAGCUUUCGAUGCAUACCGCCAGCUUUUUUAACAGAAAAAGACAACACACAUUGGAAAGAGCUGGAUCAGCCUCUUCUCCCCUUUCCCCAAAUCAUAUAACUGUCUAGUUAUAACUCCUCCCAGAAUAAGUCCAUGCCAGAAAACAAGAAGACCAAGCCUACUAUAAAUGCCACAUCUCAGGAAAAUAGCCCCAGGGUGCUGAUGUCUUGAAUUUUAAGUUCUUCAAACACUAAAUUGUGAGAACUUAUUUAUUCAGCAGUUAUUUGUUCAACACCUGCUUGUUGGCUAAGCAGUUGGUUAUGAGAAUGAAUCAGGAUAUAUUCCCUCCCCUUGUUGUUGGGUGCUGUCAAGUUGAUUUCAACUCAUAGAAACCCUGUGUGACAGAGCAGAACUGUCCCAUAGGUUUACUAGGCUAUAAUCUUUGCAGAAGCAGAUCAUCACAUUCCUUCUCCCAGGGAGCCACUGGGUGGGUUCAAACCACCAACCUUUUGGUUAGCAUCUCAGCACUUAACCAUUGUGCCAGCAGGGCUCCUUUUCUUCCCAUUGUAGAGAUUAUAAUCUAAUGAGACAAAGAACGCAUUAGAAAAUGGGUGAUAGGUGCCUCAUAAUGGAAACACAAAUUAAACUCAGCUAACUUUUUUUUUUUUAACUCAGUCUAAUAGAGGGCAGUGGUGAAUCAGUGAUCGAAUUUUUACCUUCCAUGCAGGAGACCAGGGUUUGAUUCCUGGCCAGUGCAUCUCAAGUGCUGAACAGGUUUUAGUAGCACUUCCAGGCUAAGACAGACUAGGAGGAAAGGUCUGGCAAUCUACUUCUGAAAAUCAGUAAUUGAAAACCCUAUGGAUCCCAAUGGUCUGAUCCACAAGUGGUCAUGGAAAUGGCAGAGGACCAGGCAGCAUUUUGGUCCGUUUUGCACAGAGUCAUCAUAAGUCAGAGGCUGACCUGACAAAUGAUACCAAUAACCCAGUUUAAGGAAGGAAACAAUAGUGACAUCUGAUGUGAAAAUUGAAGGGCAAGUAGGAGUCACAGAUGCAGGGACCCAUGAAUGAGAGUAAGCAUGGGAACACUCCAGGAACUGAAACACAGAUGGGGACCAGCUUGAAAGAUGAUAUUAGGAAAGCAAGUUAGAUAAGAAAGGUCUCGAAACCAUAUUAAGGAUUUUUGUACUCUAUCCUGAGGGCAAUUUGAAGCCAUUGGAAGGGUUUAAUCCAGGAACUGCUAAAAAUCUAAUUUGUGCUUUGGAAAUAUCCCUCUGGCUGCAGUGUGGAGAAUGGCUAGAAACAGAGCAAGACUGGAGUCAGGAGUCCAGCUGAAAGGCUUUUGUAGUAGGCCAGACAGGAUAUCAUAAAGGUUUGGACUGGGAUAAUGGCAAAGUGGGUAGGUCCAAAGGUACUAAAGUGCACGCACAACAGAACUUGAUGAUAUGUUGAGUGUGGUGCAAAGAGACAAGGGCCCCAGGCAGGAGGGAAAAGGAAAGCUGGUCAUAGGGAACCCAAGAUGGAGAAAGAUAGAGUGUUGAAAUGUCAUGGGAUUGGCAGCCAAUGUCACAAAACAAUACAUGUACUAACUGUUCAAUGAGAAGCUAGUCCUAUAAACCUUCAUUUAAAGUACAAUUAAAAAAAAAAAAAAAAAGGUGGGGCACAGGUUUCUCUCUUAGGCAACCAGUGGUGAUGUCAUUCCCUGAACAGGUUGCACAAGGGAAAGUAGGCUUUUGGGAGAAGAUAGUGGUGUUCAGUUUGGGAUGUGUUAGGUUUGAGGUGACAGUGUGACAUUUGAGCUUCAGUUAGACACUCUGUUUUUUAAGUACAGGGAGGAGAGCUAAGCCAUAAGUAGAAAUUUGUGAAAAAUGAGCCCUAUCUAGAUAACAACUGCUGUUGUUGUUAGGUGCCGUCGAGUCGGUUCUGACCCAUAGCAACCCUCUGCACAACAGAAUGAAACACUGCUCGGUCUGUGCCAUCCUCACAGUCGCUGUUCUGUUGAGCCCAUUGUUGCAGCCACGUGUCAGUCCAUCUCGUUGAGGGUCUUCUGCUUUACCAAGCGUGAUGUCCUUCUCUAGGGACUGGUCCCUCCUGAAAACAUGUCCAUAAUAUGUAAGACAAAGUCUCACCAUCAGUAUUUUAAGCUUAGAAAGUCCUUAUGUAAAGCUUUAUUCAGACACUUAAUAAUCACUUCUUAGUUUUAUUGUUGUUGUAAAUAUUAACUCUGGAAUUUAUAUUAAUAUAUCAUACUACACCCUCCAAAAAAACCUAGCCAAGUUUCACAGCACCAUUUUCUGAAUAAUUUUCUCUUCCAAAUUAAUAUUUAAUGCCCAGGCAGUCUUUAGUAAUCUCUAUAAAACAAUUUAUCUCCAUUUCUUAAAUUAACAAAUUAAGAUGAAUGGCAAUUUAUUAAUGAUCAGUUACUUUGGCUUACAUUUCAGUAUUGCAUUUCAAGAUAUUAGAUGAGACAAACAUGAUAUUAUUGUAAUGAAAACCUUGAAAUUUGUACACUGACUUACAUUUAAUCUGAUAAUUAUUAUAAAGAUUUUCUUCCUUGAAGCCCAUAGGAUGGGAAAUUGUACAGAUCACUAGAAAAAACAAAAGACUAGAGCUUUUAAAGAAAUUUGAAAACUGGAGUGAAGAAAGGACACUUUGUUAAGAAUCAAUGUUAAUAACAAAAGCAGCCACUUUACAAGCAUUAUCUGGUAUAAUUCUUACAAUCCUAACCCGAAAGGAUUAGGGUAUUAUUAUUCACUCCAUUUUACAGCUGAGGAAACUGAGGCUCAGAAAUUCCUUCCAAAAGUCUGAUACCUGGAAAGGGCAAGAACCAGGACUGAUACCAGGGUUGUUUACCACCAGACCUGCUGCGCCUGGGGCUGUGAAGAUAGCCUUAGGGUUCCUUCUCUUUUACAAGGCAUCUGUGCAUUAUCCCAGGGUAAGAGUCACAGUGCACCACUCGGACAUUUAUAGUACAAAAAAGUAGGGCCAGGCUUAAGAACUACACCUCUAAAUGUUUCUAGAAAGGAGCACAUUUAAAUUAUCUCCCAUGCAAGACGGCUUGGGAACGUGAAAGGGUGAAGAGGUGUUCCUUUCAAGUGUGGGAACCUAACAGCUAAGGGUUCACCCCACUGUGGGUCAGAAGGUAAGCCCCUCUUAUCUGAUCAAGCCCCCUUAGCUUGGUAAAAUGCAGUUGAGCUCAUACUUUUUCAAACGUCCUUUCUCUGAAAGUUCACGUGGUAAUUUCAGAACAAUUCUUCUGCCGAAACUUGCAUUUUCAGGCUGCCUUGGUUUAUUUUUGAAGCCCGCAUGGUCCAAUUUGGAGCCAGCUUCGUUCAACAGAGACAAGUAGUUGUUUGUUCCCCUCACAGGGCCUGUGCCCUUCAGUUUACCAGCUUUGCAGCUCUCUGGGCUGAUCCCUUCUCAAGUCCCCCUGGGAGCCACUUUUGUGGCAGAUUCCAUUUGGUUUCACAGAGCCUUGAGGAGGGGCGGUGAGGGCCACUUGGCAUAGCCCGAAAAUCUCCCACGUUUGGAGCAAUUUGCAAACAGCUCUCGGAGGGAGCCUGCGCCCAGCUCCGAACAGGCUCCUCCUGUUACCGCCAUUGUCUGCAGGGAUCCAUUCGCCUUUUCCCAGAUGAUCUGCCUGCUAGUGGAGAGAUGUGAAAAGUUAGAGACAAAAAUGGUUUCUACAGAGUGAGGGGGAGCUUUCUUGUACAGAAAGGAAGGAAAUACCUCUGUGGGAUUUUAUUUUUUUCCCCCUUCUUCAUCCAAAAAAUACAAAGAGACUCUCUGUCUUUAAUGCGAAUGUCGGCUUUAAAUCUUUUAGGUUUGGAUUAACUCUGCAAAAGAAAAAAAAAAUCUGACAGGCUUUCAGAUAUGACGCAGAAAAACUUUUUUCCCCCGUCAAUUCAUGGUGUUCAUUUGUAAAGCCAAAGGCUGGGUGGACUGAAUAGUGAGCGCCAGUUGUUCCCCCGUUCAUAGUUAGCAUCACAAUGGUCAGAGUUAGCAGCCUUGAGUCUCUGACCACCACUUUUGCCUUUUCCAUCAACGGACAUUUAAUAGAAGGUGGCAAAGGCAAGAAUAAAUCUUUCUUCUCUUGCCCCCAAAUUAAAAUUAAGCCAAGUAAAUGUGGUAUUUUUCUAUAACAUGACUUAGAAUCUUAUCUUACCUUUUCCCCCCGGAAGGAAAAAGAAAUGGGUUUUUUUACAGUUGUUACCUUACUGGAAAGCUUCCUUCAAUCGAAACAAAACCCGCUGGCUUGAUAGACGUUUCCUAUUACACAGUUAUUGUUGGUUUUCACUAUUGAGGAUGUCAGCAAACAUGUCGAAAAUCAUGUUUUGCUUAUAAAAUAAAGUGACUUUUAUGUGAAUUUUUUUGUCUAGAAUAUGGGUGCUAGUCCAUUGAAUCCACGUGGCAAAAUUUAUUUUCUGAAAUUUUUUAAUGGCAUGUUUUCGUUUUAAAGACAAGAAUUCAAAGCUAGUUUAUCCUGUAUAGGGGAAAAGUGUAGCAUCCUUGAACCGACGGUCGAUAAACCCAUGUUGAUGUAGGAAAGAUUUAAACAGCAGCUUCUGCUCCUCAGUUGAGAGUCCCAGUGAAUAAGUAAUCUGAACAAUAAUUUGAAAUUAAUAAUCUUAUAUUUGGUAAGGUUUGGUUGAUUAGGACUGCUUAUGUGUAAUUGUGAAACUGCCUGUAAGAUUAUAAGAAUCUAGAUCAUUUUUAAUUCCUGAACCAUAUCUUGUUUAAAAAAAAAAUUAGCCUAUAUGAUUUUUAGUGGGUUAUAGGUUGUAAAUGUGCAUGUGCUAGUUGAAUACUUUUUAAAGAAGUUACGGCACUGCGUUUAUAGAUUUAAAUAGAUUCUGUAAGUUUACUUUUGAUAAAUAAAUAGACUCAAAGAAGUGAAACCAAGUUAUUUCUUUCAAUUUUAUUGAAUGAUAUCCUUUCUUCUAAAGUCUGAUUAUAUUACAAAGGGAUUUUUUAUUGUAAUUGCAAACAGCUGAUAUAGUUUAUUAAUUUAUUAAUCAUAGAAUCAUUUUAUUUGCAGCCCAGAGGGCUCUGGUAUAACAAUGUAGGAUUUAAUAUGAAAGAAGGAUUAAAGUUCUUUUUAAUACACUCUUUUUCUUUGACUUUAGCAAUAAUAGGUAUAAGCUACAUAAGCCAUUGAACAAAAAUUAAAAUUAUUCCUACCUAAUACCAGCCAAAAAUACUCAAGUUGUUAUUUUCAGAGAUGUCUUAAUUUGAUUAUACUACAUUCAUGAGCUAUCUAGAUGAUUUUUUAGUAUCAUGUAAUAUUUUACAAAAGUAAAAUAUUUUCCAGGAAAAGUAUAUUUUGUUUCUAAAUAGGGUUAAUUUUACAUAUUAUAGUGUAAGGGAAUUAAUCCAGAUUAUGUUUGAAAUUGGCUCAAAAGCAUUAGCUAUAAUAGAAGGUCAAAGUUUAUUAUUCCACGCAUUAACCACAACAAUAAAAAUUUCACUUGAAAUGUGAAAAGAUUUGGCACACGAUAAAACUUUUCUGUAUUAGCUACUGGAGCAAAAAUGUGUUGUAACUGCAUGUUUUAACACAUUAACACUUUUAAUUCCAAAUAUUUUAUAAGUUUGAAUUCAGUUAUUGUAUACCCUCUUGUAAAGAAUGAUAUACCUGUUAUAUAUCAUUCUUUAUUUUACUUAAUUUUUAAGUUAUAAAUGCAUUUAAUUAAAAUCAUAGAAA